GUGCAAGUAAUCAAUCGGAAAAAUGGAGAUAACCAAUGUUACUGAGUAUCAAGCGAUUGCAAAACAGAAAUUGCCAAAGAUGGUCUAUGACUACUAUGCAUCAGGUGCGGAGGAUGAAUGGACCCUUAAGGAGAACAGGAAUGCCUUCUCUAGAAUUCUGUUUCGACCACGAAUCCUUAUUGAUGUGAGCAAGAUUGACCUGACUACAACUGUCUUGGGCUUCAAGAUUUCCAUGCCAAUCAUGAUUGCCCCGACAGCGAUGCAAAAGAUGGCUCACCCUGAAGGCGAGUAUGCAACGGCACGAGCAGCUUCUGCAGCUGGCACAAUUAUGACAUUAUCCUCGUGGUCUACUUCUAGCGUCGAGGAGGUUGCUUCAACUGGACCUGGCAUUCGCUUUUUCCAACUCUAUGUGUACAAAGACAGAAAGGUGGUCGAACAGCUUGUGAGAAGAGCUGAGAGGGCUGGUUUCAAAGCAAUUGCCCUCACUGUAGAUACACCAAGGCUCGGUCGCAGGGAGGCUGAUAUUAAGAACAGAUUUACUCUGCCACCAUCUUUGACUUUAAAAAAUUUUGAGGACUUAGAUCUUGGCACGAUGGAUAAGACCGAUGACUCUGGACUUGCAUCAUACGUCGCUGGCCAAACUGACCAAUCACUUAGCUGGAAGGAUGUGAAGUGGCUCCAGACAAUCACCAAACUUCCAAUUCUGGUGAAGGGUGUACUUACUGCUGAGGAUGCUAGACUAGCUGUACAAUAUGGAGCUGCAGGAAUCAUUGUAUCGAAUCAUGGAGCUCGCCAGCUUGAUUAUGUCCCUGCAACUAUUAUGGCUCUGGAAGAGGUUGUAAAAGCCGCACAAGGCAGAGUUCCGGUUUUUCUUGAUGGUGGAGUUCGGCGUGGAACAGACGUCUUCAAAGCAUUGGCUCUUGGUGCAUCUGGAAUAUUUAUUGGAAGGCCAGUGGUGUUCUCAUUGGCAGCUGAAGGUGAAGCAGGAGUCCGUAAAGUCCUUCAGAUGCUUAGAGACGAAUUUGAGCUCACAAUGGCACUCACUGGUUGCCGCUCGCUCAAGGAGAUAACCCGUGAUCACAUUACGACUGAUUGGGACCAUCCUCGUGCUGUAUCCAGGUUGUGAACCCUAUUGCAGCUAUUCCUAUUCUUAUUGGCUUUGCAUUGAAACUGCCUAUGGAAGCUUUUAAGAGCCCGCACUUAUGCUGUUAAAACAUAUAUAAACCAAACUCAUAUUGAAUGGACUGAUGCAUGGAAUAAUUUAAGCCUGUGUAGUGAAAGGUACAUUAUUUGGCCACACCUGGUCUCUUUGCAUAUUCUGCUCCUGAGCAUAGGUUUCGUUA
Molecule: messenger RNA, 1343 nt
Organism: Tripterygium wilfordii
Lineage: Eukaryota; Viridiplantae; Streptophyta; Magnoliopsida; Celastrales; Celastraceae
Product: (S)-2-hydroxy-acid oxidase GLO1-like
Exons: 11
Coding region: 23-1126 (367 amino acids)
Cellular component (GO): peroxisome
Molecular function (GO): oxidoreductase activity; FMN binding
Source: RefSeq, a predicted model, not a curated record